CGAUAAAUAAAGAUUUUUACAGAUAAAUUGCCACAGACCAAAUGAAUAUAUGGUAUUGCACUUUUAAGCUGGACGACGAAAAGACACUGGAAGUAUCUCGUAGGGAACGCGACCGUGUACUGGCUUUGAUGAGCCGUCUGUGGACAGUCACACAAAGAUCAUACACAAAUUCGUACGAUACCCUUUAUCCGAUCAUAAGGUCGGUGAUAACGAACCAACCACUUGACCGGAGUAAAGAAGCAGAGUUGAGAUAUUUCAAGAUGAACGGAUGGACCGAAUACCAGGCGGCCCACGACGGAUUCGAAUACAAAGAGGUCAAACGUUUUCUGGAAACCGGAAAAAGAUUGUGAUUAUUAUCGAGUGAAAAUAUGAAAAUUACCUACACGCGGCUGUCGUUAAAAUGUAUACUUGAAAAUGGCAGAAACACA
Molecule: messenger RNA, 428 nt
Organism: Adelges cooleyi (spruce gall adelgid)
Lineage: Eukaryota; Metazoa; Arthropoda; Insecta; Hemiptera; Adelgidae
Exons: 2
Coding region: 42-350 (102 amino acids)
Source: RefSeq, a predicted model, not a curated record